AUGUCUCUGACAGAGACAUGGUGCCUCUACAAAACAGACAUAAAGAAACUAGACACUUACCACCUGAGGUGUUUGCGGUCUAUACUCAGGAUUAAGUGGCAGGACCAUGUUCCCAACUCCGAGGUCCUGCGUCGUUCCGGAAUGUAUGGCAUGGAGGCCAUACUAAUGCAGCGGCAGCUCAGAUGGUGUGGGCACGUCCUUCGAAUGGAUGAUCACCGCUUGCCUAAAGCUGUCCUCUACUCUGAGUUGGCAGUGGGUAAGCGGAAGCACGGUGGUCAGCACCUGCGCUACAAGGACGUGCUCAAACGGCAUCUGAGCGCUUGCGCCAUCGACCCUGAGCAUUGGGAGGAGCUUGCUGGAAGAAGGUCAUCUUGGCGUUCUACCAUCCAUAACGAUUUAACAACAAUGUCACUCGAGCAUGUGAACUUUAAUUUCACCACUGUUUUAAUUUAUGGUUAUAAUGUGUCGUACUUGAACGGUACCAGUAACAAUAUGACAUCGAUUCCUGGAGAUUCUGCCUCUCCCUCGGACGAUUUUGAACCUCUUCCUUUAGGCCUGAAGCGGUUAUUUUACGCUCUUUUCACUAUCAUAGUGGUGCUGGCCAUAGUGUUAAACUCGAUGGUCAUUGGUAUCGUGGUGUGCGUCGGGAAGAUGAGGAGGAAUCCCACUAAUUGUCCUAUAUUGACCCUCGCCAUAGCGGACCUCCUGCUGUCCGUUUGUAAUACGCCGUGGAACUCUUAUGCCAUGCUGGAAGGUAGUUGGCACUGGAGCGAAGACUACGAGCUGAACGAAUACUUGUGCAAGAUGAACCAGUUCCUGUCUAAUGCUUUCAUCGCUGCUUCAGUCUUCACGCUGCUGGCGACCAGUAUCGAUAGGUACAGAGUCAUAUGCAAGCCAUUGGGUACCACGCAAUCCAAAGGAAAGAUGGCUACGAUCAUGGUGGGCAUCGUGGCAGUCAGUUUUACCGUCUGCGUUCCGAACUAUAUCUACUUUCAUUUAUACCGUGUACAUCAGAGCACCAGAUACGUCUGCAAGUGGGACGAAGAAUUAGAAAUGGCAUACCUAGUGUACAACAUAUUAUAUUUCAUCUUCACGUAUUUGCUGCCUUUUCUUUCCAUGGCUUACUGUUAUUACUGCAUCUGCAUUUUGCUAUGGGACACCAGAGACAUUGUUGAACGUAACGAUGCACAAUGUAAAAUACAGAAGGAUCGUAAAAGGACGAUCAAAAUGCUGAUAUGCGUGGUAUCAUCGUUCGCGACAUGCUGGCUUCCAUUCCAUGUCUACUUCUUAGUUGAAGGGUUCUGGUCUAGUGUGAAGCUGUACAGACACUCGCGUAUCGUCUACAUCUCUCUUUACUGGCUGGCUAUGCUGAAUUCAACCUUGAACCCUGUGAUUUACUACUGGCUUUUACCCAAGUAA
Molecule: messenger RNA, 1419 nt
Organism: Cydia fagiglandana
Lineage: Eukaryota; Metazoa; Arthropoda; Insecta; Lepidoptera; Tortricidae
Product: tachykinin-like peptides receptor 86C
Exons: 8
Coding region: 1-1419 (472 amino acids)
Biological process (GO): G protein-coupled receptor signaling pathway
Cellular component (GO): membrane
Molecular function (GO): G protein-coupled receptor activity
Source: RefSeq, a predicted model, not a curated record